AUGGAUUACUUUCCAAAUGGUCCAACACACAUCUGGAAUAACAUAAUGGACACACAGGUGCACAACAAUACGGAGAAUAUCUCGAACAUGAUGAACCUAAAUGCACAGAUGUAUGAUUCUGAUAAAAUGGCUAGCUAUGGAUUAGGCAAUUUUCAAAAUAUGACAAGUAACGAUUACAUGGGGCAUAAUAAAGACGCGCAGUUGUUUUUACCCAAAUGUGGAAAUAACGAGAAUGAUGCGAAUUUCCUUGUGUCCAGUUCGAACGGAGGAAGGGGGACAGAAGGGGGAGAGCAUGGAGAUGGCGUCUACCCAAUUACCAUUGAAGAAAAGGAGGAAGACAACAAGGUGGGCUCCUCCACCGACAUGCGAAUUGGUGAAAUGGGGCACAGUGUGGAAAUGGCCACGUGCAGCAACAGAAUGAACGUUGCCAAUUCUGCAACCCCCCUACGUGUAAACCUCCAAGCGCAACUUCCAGGUGGAGGACCAUCCCCCUUUGACGACGCCAGGUUUAACCACAUGAUGCAAAUGGGUCCCCAAGAGGACGACUAUUUCUCCGACUCAGGUCACAAUGAAUUGUACAAAAAAAUAAUAAGUGGUAAAAAUAAUAUUGAAUUAUUCGACCAAGUGAAGGAGAGUGAAUUUUCCUCCGACGAAAGCGAAGGGUACGAAUUAAACUGUUGCAUCCAUAGCAAAAGCACUAAUCCAUAUUUCUACAGAAAUUACGAAGCGACAACUACGAGUAGGUAUCUCAGGGAAUACAAAUAUUUAAUAAGCAAAUUUACUGCGCCGAUUUUUUCGAACGUGGAAGCAAGCAAGGAAGAAAUGGAGAAGUUUAUUCAAGAGCUUAUCAUUAACAGAACUGAACAGGGAGAGUCGGGAGUUUCCACACUGCAGGGCGUGGUUGGGAUGACCCCAAGUGUGCACGCGGUAAUGAAGGAACAAGUGCAGAGUCGUAAAAAUUUGGGUAAACACGUGGGUAAGUAUUACGAUGCAGCAGGUGGGGGGGGCGUCAGACGGGGUGACGACGGAGAGCGGCAUGUGGAACAGCGUGUCGGUGAAGAUGCAAGUGUGCAUUCUGUUGACCACUCGGAUGAGCGCUCGGACGAGGACGACCACGAUAUGAGCGAAUCUAGAACCACAAGCCGAAAUGUACACCACGCAGAAAUGCAGAGCAACCAAAUUAUAGUAAGUAAAAAAACAGUCCACUGUAACCCCAUAGCCAAAUUUGAUGACCCCACCCUUCCUUCUAUCCCAUUCGAUUCUGCAUUAAAAAAAUACGUGUCCGAUAAGUUAUAUAAAAGGGUAAAGGAUCUGUUCGAAGUGAGACCCAUCUGGUCAAAGGAAGUCAUAUUGGAACAUCUUGACAGUGUGAGCACAUACUGCCUCAAGAGUUGCUUCUCGCGCAUUUGCUUCUACUUCGCGGAUGGCCCCUGGAGACGCACCUAUUGUAAAUAUGGGUACGACCCGCGGAAGGACCCCUCCAGUUAUAUCUACCAAACCAUAGAUUUUAGGGACAACUACUUUAGAGAGAUUAAGAUGAAGAGUGCAAAUGAAAUGAACAGAAUUAUUCUAAAGAGAAAAAACUUUAUCGAUAGGGUAGUUACAAAAAUUAUCAAAAGGGUAAAUGUUUCGGGUACGAGGAACACAAAUAAAAAGGACAAACGCGAGGGCACUUCUCAAAAUGGGAGUAACACAAUAAGCGUGAAAAAAGAAUCUCACACGGAUCAAGCAGAUAGGGAUGAAAACGAAAAAAGAGAUUUUAACAUAUAUUCCGAAUGGCGGCAAAGUUUCCCCCAACAUUCUGACGACCAUGCUGCGGUUCCAAAUGGAGACAAAUCUGGCUACGAUCCAUCAACGAGUAACCAGUACCCGAAAGACAUAAAUGAUCUUAAAAAUAUGUUCGACGUAUAUUCAAGUGCUGUUUCGUCAAAUGAUGAAAUUACUCCACAAAUGGAUGAAGAAAUUAAUGACAUCUUUCAGUUUUUAAAAAAAUCCAUCACCUGUCAUUUCAGAAAAAGUUUUUCAGCGGAGUCCCACUUUUCCGUGAGCCCUCUGAAACUUUCAACGGUGUAUCAAUACGUAGACAUAUACGACAACAACGUCGCAGAUUAUUUAUCCAAUUUGAGGACUCAGGACGUGUGUACGAAGGAUUACGGGUGGAUGAGCAGCAACGAUAUCGCCAAAAUUAGGGACAUUCUGUUCGUCCGGUCGGCGACGCUGAGGCGGGCCCACAUAAAGUGA
Molecule: messenger RNA, 2241 nt
Organism: Plasmodium fragile
Lineage: Eukaryota; Apicomplexa; Aconoidasida; Haemosporida; Plasmodiidae
Exons: 1
Coding region: 1-2241 (746 amino acids)
Biological process (GO): transcription initiation at RNA polymerase III promoter
Cellular component (GO): transcription factor TFIIIC complex
Source: RefSeq, a predicted model, not a curated record